AUGAACCUAUGGACAACGUGGCUUUUCAUUACUCUGAAUCUAUUGAUUUCUACUAAUGGUUUAGUGAGGACGAGCUAUGGAAACUGGAAUUUGGAGAGGAUCGGAGAUGGAAACACCCCAUCAUUCUUGAUCGAUGAAUCGAAAAAUCAAUUUCUUCUCGAUGGCCUUCCGUUCCGUUACAUUUCCGGAUCCAUUCACUACUUCCGAAUUCCGCGGGAGAGAUGGGAAGAACGGCUCGGAAAAGUUCGUGCUCUUGGAUUCAACGCAAUUCAAUAUUACAUCCCAUGGAACGCUCAUGAACUGGAAGAAGGGAAUCAUGACUUUUCUGGAAUCCUGGAUUUCGCCGAAUUCUCAUCCAUGGCAUUUCAUAAGUACAACCUGUGGACUAUUUUAAGAAUUGGUAUGAUAUUUAUGGUCAAUAAUUUUCAAAUAAAAAUUCCAGGUCCUUACAUCUGCGGAGAAUGGGAAAACGGAGGUCUCCCAGCAUGGCUUCUGAAUAAGAAUGUCACCAAACAAAGGAGUAGUGAUCCUGUAUUCACCCGCGAAGUCGAGAAAUGGUUCGAAACCUUACUGCCACGUGUCAAACCUCUUCUUCGAAAGAACGGAGGUCCUGUUCUGAUGCUACAAAUUGAGAACGAGUACGGUAGUUAUGGCGUCUGUGACAAACAGUAUCUCCGAUUCUUGAGAGAUCUGACCAGAGCUCAUGUUGGAGAUGACGUGCUUUUGUUCACUACCGAUGGAGCUUCUGAAAAACUCUUGAAAUGUGGAACUGUUGAGGGUGUGUUUCCCACUGUUGAUUUUGGGCCAACGGAUAACAAAAAAGACAUCGAAUCGUAUUUUCAAAUUCAACGAAAAUAUGCUCCAAAUGCGCCAUUCGUGAAUUCGGAAUAUUAUCCAGGUUGGCUGGUACUUUGGGGACAAAAGAGACAAGAUCUCCCAUCUCCACAAACAAUUAUCAAUGGUGCUCAAACAAUGUACUCCCUCGGAGCCAGCAUGAAUUUUUAUAUGAUUCAUGGAGGAACAAAUUUUGGAUUUUGGAAUGGAGCUGAAACUGAAGCACCUUGUAUUUCUUCCUAUGAUUAUGAUGCUCCAAUUAGUGAGGCAGGAGAUGUGACUGCAAAAUAUUUAGAAAUCAGAAAAUGGAUCAAAGGAUUGACGGAUUGGACAACUCCACCACUGGAUGUACCCGGAAAUUCUCCAAAAGCAAGAUAUGGGAAGAUCAAAAUGAGAUUGGCCCACUCAAAUGGGAAUUCUAAUGGGAAUGGAUUCAUGGGAGACUUCACCGAUCCAGGAGAUUGUGUUGAUUCUGAAAGACCACUCAGUUUUGAGAAAAUGAAACAUUUUCUAGGAUUAAUUGCUUAUCAAUCAAAAAUCAAUUCCUGUGGAAAUCUCACAAUUCCAUCGUUUGGUGAUUUUGUUUAUGUGUAUCUUAAUGGAAAAUAUAUUGACACUCUCACUCGCCGAUAUUACAACUUGACGCGCAGUUCGGUGAUCCUCGGAGGGUGCAGAAAUGAUGGAGAGGAUCGACUAUUUUUGUUGGUAGAAAACCAAGGCAGACAAACUUUCGAAACAAUCAAUGAUAGAAAAGGAAUCCUCUCUGAAGUGUAUUUGAAUGGGGAAGCUGUUCAUUUUUGGACGCAGUGUGGAAUCAAACUUCCAAUUCAAUCAGAAGAAAGUCAGGACUACAACCGAAAAGCCAUGAAGAAAAUUCUAAGAAAUAAGUUAUCCAAAGAUAAUCAAAAGCAAGGUGUCUUUGUCGGUGUUCUCGAAGUGGAAGCAGCAGCUGACACGUGGUUGGAUACUACUGGAUGGGGAAAGGGUAUUGCAAUUGUGAACGGAAGGAAUCUUGGAAGAUACUGGCCAACAGAAGGUCCACAAAUGACUUUGUACAUACCUGCGGAGUAUUUGAAAGUUGGAGAUAAUCUGGUGAUGAUGGUAGAAUUGGAAGGUGCUACAGAUGCUUGUACAAGCACAACUGCCUGUGUUGCCGAUUUCAUUGAUCACCCAAUUUUCCAUUUUGGCAAGUAA
This is a messenger RNA of Caenorhabditis briggsae, 2028 nucleotides long. Bases 1 to 2028 code for a protein of 675 amino acids. Gene Ontology annotation, cellular component: vacuole. Gene Ontology annotation, molecular function: beta-galactosidase activity. NCBI's taxonomy places the organism in Eukaryota, Metazoa, Nematoda, Chromadorea, Rhabditida, Rhabditidae. The transcript is spliced from 8 exons. Gene Ontology annotation, biological process: carbohydrate metabolic process. The record is from RefSeq and is a predicted model, not a curated record.